Elaeis guineensis (African oil palm) is the source of this 1570-nucleotide messenger RNA. The record is from RefSeq and is a predicted model, not a curated record. NCBI's taxonomy places the organism in Eukaryota, Viridiplantae, Streptophyta, Magnoliopsida, Arecales, Arecaceae.
AAGAAAUCCCAUGGCUUCGAGACCGGGCAUUCUCACUGAAUGGCCGUGGCAGGGCCUUGGGAACUUCAAGUAUGUGAUAAUGGCCCCUUGGGUGGUGCAUGGCCUGCACAUGGUGGCGACCAAGGGUUGGAGGGAGACGGACUUGACCUUUCUUAGCAUCUUCGCCUCUUUGCUGCUGAGGAUUCUCCACAACCAGGUGUGGAUAAGCUUGGCUCGCUUCCAGAAUGCCCGGAGCAAUCACCGGAUUGUCGACAAGAGCAUUGAGUUCGAGCAGGUCGACAGGGAGAGAAACUGGGACGAUCAAAUCCUUUUCAACGGAUGGUUGCUCCAUUUGGGCCACACUUUCAUUCCGGGAGCGAGAAACCUUCCGUUGUGGAGAACGGACGGAGCCGUGAUUGCCGCUUUGCUCCACAUGGGCCCCGUGGAGUUCCUCUACUACUGGUUCCACAGGGCACUCCACCACCACUUCCUCUACUCUCGCUACCACUCCCACCACCAUGCCUCCAUCGUCACCGAGCCCAUCACAUCCGUCAUUCAUCCAUUCGCAGAGCAUGUGGCUUAUUCCCUGUUGUUUUCUAUUCCGAUGUUGGCGACAGCUUUUACUGGGACAGCUUCCGUUGUGGCAAUCGUGGGCUAUAUUGUAUAUAUUGAUUUCAUGAACAAUUUGGGGCACUGCAAUUUCGAGCUGGUUCCACAGUGGUUGUUCCGUGCCUUCCCUCCACUCAAGUACCUCAUGUACACGCCCUCGUUUCAUUCUCUUCAUCACACACAGUUUCGGACAAAUUAUUCUUUGUUCAUGCCAUUUUAUGACUACAUAUACAACACGGUAGACAGGUCGUCAGAUGAUCUAUAUGAGAGAAAACUGAAAGGAGAAGAGGAAACAUUGGAUGUUGUUCACCUUAGUCAUCUUACCGCGUUGCAAUCAAUUUAUCAUCUACGGCUUGGGUUUCCCUCCUUGGCUUCUAAACCAUACAAAUCCAAGUGGUAUAUGCUGGUGCUGUGGCCCAUCUCAUGGGUGUCCAUGGCACUGGCAUGGAUGUAUGGGUCAUCCUUCACGGUGGAGAGAAAUAGCUUGAAGAAACUAAAGAUGCAAACAUGGGUGAUACCGAGAUAUAAUUUCCAAUAUGGCUUAUCAUGGGAGAGACAGGCAAUCAAUGAUUUAAUUGAAAAGGCAGUUUUAGAUGCUGACAAGAAAGGAGUUAAAGUUCUAAGUUUAGGACUUCUAAAUCAGGCAAAAGAGGUCAAUGGAGGUGGUGAACUCUAUAUACAGAAGUAUCCAGAAUGGAAAGUAAGAAUUGUGGAUGGAAGUAGCUUAGCAGCUGCAGUGGUUCUUAAUAGUGUUCCUGCAGGAACAAAACACAUUCUCCUUACUGGAAAUGUUUCUAAGGUAGCCUGUGCAAUAGCCUUCACAUUAUGCAAGAGAGGCAUUCAGGUGAUGAUGACAAAAAGGCAGGAGUUCGAUAUGCUGAAGUCACAAAUGCCAGAAAGUACAGCGAGUUAUCUGACACUUUCAAACACUUACAGUCCUCAGUUUGUGAUGUUGAUAAUAUUGUAUAAGUAUGGAUUUUAA